Molecule: messenger RNA, 2951 nt
Organism: Macroventuria anomochaeta
Lineage: Eukaryota; Fungi; Ascomycota; Dothideomycetes; Pleosporales; Didymellaceae
Exons: 1
Coding region: 165-2951 (928 amino acids)
Biological process (GO): ubiquitin-dependent protein catabolic process
Cellular component (GO): anaphase-promoting complex
Molecular function (GO): ubiquitin protein ligase binding
Source: RefSeq, a predicted model, not a curated record
CGAACACCUCCACAACAACCUCACGACGAACGAAUGGUACCGCGAAACCUUCCGACGCACACCUCCUGCAGUCUGCAAUUUCCAUGACAGCCCCUUCACCUCCACCCAUACCCGCAUAAACACUAACGUCGAGGCGGGGGUCCGCAUCUCCUCCGCAGCCUGCCAUGGACCACCAGACCCUAGUCUUCUCCUCUGUCUUCCCCGUCCUCUCGCUCUCGCACACAACACCGACACCCGUUGCGACGCCAGACCUCGGCUUCACGGCGCCGGGUACUUCCUUUGGCAGCCCAUACAUCCCACGACAAGCCGAGCUGCACGACAACACACAACACAGAGGCGUCAAGCGCACAAUAGCGUGGAGCUGCGCAACCAGGUUCCUGAGCCUAGACAAGGUCGUACCUGCCGUGCCGCGGAUACUGCAUCGCACACGUGAGGUGGAGGACGCGUUGGUAUACCUGCUCGCUGGCGAGGGCAGAGUUGAAGAUGGCGCAAGGAACGGAGAAGAGGGGCUGGUGGAAUGGUAUACGAAUGAGUGCAGACUACACUUUGCGAACAACGUACGGCCUGUGCUAGAAGAGUUGUGGAGAGACGAAGUGAAGAUUGGGCUGAGCUGGGAUGUGCUUGAUGAGAGCCAGAGGGUGCUGGAGCAGGUGCAGAAUGUGUACCUCGAGCCAUUCAAUGAGCAUGUACUCCCGUUCCUGCAGAGCGGUGCGAACUCAACGAUCAGGCCGUCGAGGCCGUCGAGGCCGCCGAGGCCGAUGAGGCCGACAAGGAGGGAUGAGGAUGGUGCAGCGGGGCACGCGAGUUGGAAGUUCAGAAGAGACAUGCACGCAUUGUUUGCUCAUUGCGUUGCGCCUCAGCGGUUCUCCAAGACGUUGAGCUACGUCUUGUACGAUGCGGGGUGCAGGUUGUUCCGCAUACACACACGACAAGACGGUGUCCAGCCCAGCGCACCCCCAGAGGACAUAACAGAGUUCCGGCAGCGGAUGACCGCGCUUCUCCAGGGUCUGGAGCGCGUUGGGCUUGGUGGUGAGAACGCACAGAAGGCGUUCGCCCAUGCCAUGAACAAGCUGCUCGACUCUUUCAUCAACAGCCACUUCCUGAAGGUCGACUGGUACUCAAAGAAGUCGGUUGUACCGCAAUUGAAGUUGUGGAUUCGUGAUGGGUUUUGCCCACUGGUCGAGCUGGUGCUGGAAUGCUUGCGGUGCGAACAGAGCAGCGUUCUACCGACUGAGGUCACUUCAUGGCAGGAGAUGGCGCUUGGCAGACUGGGGCGGGUGCGGGUCGACAACUUGUUUGACUUUGUCAUCAAUUGGGACAAGAGCUUGGGUGCUUUCUUGGACAUCAAAGACUACCUCAAAGUUGCGGGCGCGAAACAGCAUCUCACAUCCAGCUUCUCGCAGCAGGUCUCGAGACGGUUACUGCACCCGGGUGCGACCACGACGUACAUCCUUAAUGUCUACAUCUCGAUUGUCCGCGCGUUUCAUGAGCUUGAGCCGAAGGGCGUGCUACUUGAGAGGGUUGCACGGCCAAUUCGCAGGUACCUAAAGGAGCGGGAAGACACAGCGAGGAUCAUCAUAUCGAGCUUGCUCACCGACUUGAGCCAUGAGACUGGUAGCAAGUUCUCCUCCAACAGCGAGCUGUCCUACGAAAUCGCCAGCGAGAUGGCAAAGCCACUUGCAAACCUUGGUCAAGAAGCAGACGAAGAGCUGAACUGGAACGACAUGAACUGGCAGCCACUGCCACAAGACGCCUCACCGGAUUACAAGAAGUCGAAGGUAGAGGACGUGAUCUGGUUCCUGCUGACACUCUGGGAGCGCGAUGACUUCAUCAACGAACUCAAGAACAUCCUCGGCGACCACCUCCUACGCUGUCAGGACCCAGAGUACGAGAAGGAGAUUCGACUGCUGGAGCUCAUCAAGAUGCGCCUUGGCGACAACAACCUCCAAGCAUGCGAAGUCAUGCUCCGCGACGUCCUGGACUCAAAACGCAUUAACGCCUCCAUCCACACCGCUACAAUCACAUCACCACCCACACAAGCUUUCUUUACACCCGAGCAACAAUCCAGAAAUCCACAAACACCAGACGGCCGGCACCCACGCACCCCGCAGCCCCGUCGCCCAGCCCAAGCAUCCUCACAUCUCGCCCCCUCUACCCCUGCAGCAGCACUCCCAGGUCCGACGCUCAACGCCCAAAUCCUAUCCUCAUUCUUCUGGCCGCUGCUACGAGACGACGACUUCCGCGUCCCCGCCGAAAUCUCCGCCCUACAAACCCAAUACGGCACAAAUUUCACUCGCAUAAAAGGCAUGCGCAAACUGCGCUGGAUGAACGCAUUAGGCAGCGGCUCCAUCACCCUCUCUUUCGCCGACCGCACAGAAGAUUUCGACAACCUCACGCCUUGGCAAGUCAGUGUCGUGCACGCCUUCCAACCGCAGCCCGGCGAGCAACAUAUUGCGGCGAAGCACACAAAAUCUGGGGAAGGGAUAAGUAGGAAUGUGAGCCAGCUGGAAGACAUGCUCGAUAUGGAUGAGAGUCUCGUCCGACAAGCAGCUGCGUUCUGGGUUGGGAAGUCAGUCCUGAGAGAGACGGGAUCGGACACAUACGCCGUCAUCGAGACACUGCCCACGUCCGACAAGAAGUCCAAGGCAGACGAAGACGCGGCGGCCGCGGCGGCGGAACUAGCAGCUGUAGAAGCCGCGCAGCAACCCACUGCUGUGCGGAGUCAGCAGGACUUGCUAAACGAGAAGAAGGAUGUGUAUGCUGCAUUUAUUAUCGGGAUGUUGACGGCGCAGGGCAACAUGCCGGUCAAGAGGAUUCUAAUGAUGAUGCGCAUGAUGGUCGUUGGUGGUUUUCCGUUUGGUGAGGAGGAGGUUGGGGGGUUGUUGCUGGAGAUGGAGGGUGAGGGGAAAGUGAUUGGGUUUGGGGGGGAUGUGUGGGGUGUGAAGAAGUAG